UGGAGGUUCAAUUCUACGAGGUUGCAACUUCGGAAAGUUUUCUGCAAACUACUGAAUCUACAAACAGGCAUAGAAGAACAGUAGAAAUUUAAAAAUGGGUGAUUCUGAUGAUGAAUAUGAUCGUAAAAGACGUGAUAAAUUUAGAGGUGAAAGAGGAGGAGGUGGUGGUGAGAGAGAAAGAUGGCCUGAUAGAGAAAGAAAUCGUUCACGAAAUGAGCCAUAUUAUCGUUCAGCAAGAUAUUCACCGCCUGCAAAGAGAAUUCGUCCAUUAGAUUAUGAGGAACGAGGUCCAAGAGGAUAUGGUGGAUCACCAAUGGAUUAUAUGUAUCCAUAUCCAUCAUCUCAUGAUCCUUACGCAAAUUUGAGUCCAUAUGCGAUGCCAAAUCCUCGCGAAUCACAUCCACCACCAGCAAUUUCAGAUGGAUUAAGUCAGCCAGCAAUGAUGAGCUUAAAACAAUUUCUUGUUGCUCAAGACGAUUCAAUCUCUGAUGAAACGGCAAUUUCCAAGUACAACGAAUACAAAUUGGAAUUUAAACGAAGUCAAUUGAAUGAGUUUUUUGUUGGGCACAAGGAUGAAGAAUGGUUUAAACUCAAAUACCAUCCUGAAAUGUCAAUGAAGAGAAAAGAAGAGCAAAUUGAAUAUUUGAAGAAACGAAUUGACGUGUUUGUUGAAUUGCUUGGUAAAGGGGACGUAACAAAAGUCAAUGUUGAUACAACAAAUACCGAAGCAUUGAUUCGUCUCUUGGACACGGUUGUUAUCAAAUUGGAAGGUGGUUGUGAUGACGAUUUAAAGGUUUUAGAUGAAAAACCGAUCGUUAUAAAUACCAUACAACCGAAAAUUGUUGACGACAAGCCUAAAUCUGUUGUAGACGAAAAGGCUAAGAUUGAAGAAAAUGCCGAAAAUGUAUCUGAUAAAACACAAGAUACACCAAAUGAAGAAGUAGAGGAAUCGACAAAAAGCAAAAAACGCCGUCGAACGCACUCUGAUUCAAGUUCAUCGUCCGACAGUUCAUCAGAUUCCGAUAAUUCUGAUAAUCAAAAAUCGAAAAACAAGCCUGAAGAAAAUGGCAAUGGAGUUGAAAAAGACGACGACGAAAGUAAACAGGAUGUAGAAGAAAAGGACGAAGUGCAAUCACUACAAACGGAAAAGAAAGAUGAAGAAAUGGAAAAUAGUAGCGACGAAAAUAAAGAAUUGCAAGAAUCUGAAAUAUCUGAAAAAGAGCCAGAAAAAAUUGAAAUCGAUAAGGUAGAGGUUGAAGUUGUUGAUUUGGCCAAUAUCGACGAAGAUGAGGAUGUGAAACCCAAGAAAUUGGAAGAAUUGCACAAAACCAGUUCUAUUUUUCUUCGCAAUUUGGCACCAACUAUUACAAAAGCUGAGGUUGAAGCGCUCUGUAAACGCUACGAUGGCUUUUUGCGUGUUGCAAUUGCUGAUCCUGUAAUUGAGAGACGAUUCUUCAGAAGAGGUUGGAUAACAUUCAAGCGUGAUGUAAACAUUAAAGAAAUUUGCUGGAACUUGAAUAAUAUUCGAUUGCGUGAUUGUGAGUUAGCGCCAAUCGUUAAUCGUGAUUUGUCACGUCGUGUUCGUCCAGUAAAUGGAAUCACUGCUCAUAAGACGAUUUGUAAGAAUGACAUAAAGAUUUGUGCUAAAAUUGCUCACAGUCUUGACGAAAAGUAUGGCUUAUGGCUUGAUAGAAUCGACGAAUCAGAUGAAAAAGAUAAAUCGACUUUUGGCUUACAAUCAAAAAAUCCAGUUCUUAAGAACAUUACUGACUAUUUGAUUGAAGAAGCAAAUGCUGAGGAAGAAGAACUGCUUGGUUUGUCAAGUGAAAGCAAAGAGAAUAACGACGGAGAAUUCCUUGAACGUGAUCUUGAAUACAUUAGUGUUUUGGAUAAAAUCAUUCUCUAUCUGAGAAUCGUCCACUCUGUUGACUUUUACAAUCAUUGCGAAUAUCCUUAUGAAGAUGAAAUGCCAAAUCGAUGUGGUAUAAUUCAUGCUAGAGGACCUCCACCACAGAACAAGAUAACAUCGAAUGAAACUGCUGAUUAUAUCAAGAAUUUUGAGAACAAAAUAUCACAAUUUUUGGCAAGCACUAUCGAUAUUCCACUUGAAGAAUUGAAAAAAUUGGGAGCUAAAGACAUCGAUAUGGAAGUGGAAAAGUUUAUAACUGCCAACACGCAAGAACUAGCAAAGGAUAAAUGGUUGUGUCCACUGUCUGGGAAAAAAUUCAAAGGACCAGAUUAUGUUCGUAAACAUAUCUUGAGUAAACAUGCUGAAAAGGUUGAGGAAGUAAAAAAGGAAGUUGAGUAUUACAACAACUAUUUGAAAGAUUCAAAACGCCCUCAAUUGCCUGAACAUCCAGCGAAUAAUGCAAAGAAAGAGACUCCAAUGAACGCGCCAAUGUUCCGACAACCACAAUAUGCAGCUCCAAUGCCAUACAAUCCAUAUCCUUAUGCUUCACCAAUGAUGGGUGGUAGAGGACAUGGACGAGGAUUUUCACGUGGUGCACGUAUGGAUAAUGCACAACGACCAUUAAUUCAUUAUCGUGACUUGGAUGCACCCGCUGGAAUGGAUGAACUAUUUUAAGACCUUUUCUAAUGCGAAAAAGUAAUAAAAAAUGAAUUGACAUUUUUGAGCGUAAAUAAUAAUAAUGUUAAUAAUUAUAACCAUAU
Messenger RNA from Chironomus riparius, 2670 nucleotides. Lineage: Eukaryota; Metazoa; Arthropoda; Insecta; Diptera; Chironomidae. The record is from the annotation of a GenBank genome assembly.